AUGUCCACUCACGAAGGCAAAAUGACUGCGCUAUGGUACAACAAGCCCCGCGACUUUGAGAUCAGGCAGGUCCCCAUCCCUGACAUUGGCGAGGGUGAGGUCUUACUCGAGGUCAAUAUACCCACAUUCACGAGGGAGAGUUUCUCGGCUACGUUUCCCUUGAUCCCGGGGCAUGAGGUCGUCGGGACGGUGGUCAAGCUGGGGAGCGAGGUGCAGGGGUUCAGCGAAGGUGACAGGGUCGUCGCGGACGUGAUGCAAUCAUGCCAUCAUUGUGUCUACUGCAAGCAGGGCAAGCCGCUGUUUUGCCUGAACCUCAGAGCGCAGGGUUGUACCGAACCUGGAGGAUUCGCAGAAUACGUCGCUUUUAACUUCUCCAAAUGUCACAAGAUCAACAAUUUGACAGAUGAAGAGGCCACCCUGGUCGAGCCGGCCAGUUGCGCCAUCCACGGGAUGGACAAGAUCAAGAUGCCGUUCGGGGCGAAAUGCCUCUUGAUCGGGGCGGGACCGACGGGGCUUAUGCUUGCUCAGCUACUUAAGCUCGGAGGUGCUUCUUCAGUGACUAUCGCCGCCAACAAGGGAAUCAAGAUGGAUAUCGCGCGCAAGAUCGAGGCGGCGGACCAUUAUCUCGAUCUCGAGCGGGAUGAGGAUGCGGCGAAGAAGCAGUGGGAUCAGCUCCUUACCGACAACCCUUACGGCUUUGACGUCGUUGCCGAAUGCACGGGCGUCGAGUCCAUCGUGAACGACGCCAUCAACUACGUCGGUCGAGGCGGGACCCUGCUCGUCUAUGGGGUGUACCCGGAUGCAGCCAGGGUCACCUGGAGUCCUGCCAAGAUCUUCAUGAACGAGAUCAACAUCGUCGGCUCCUUCGCGCAGGUCUACUGCUUCACCCGCGCUGUCGAGCUCCUCGAGUCCAAGAAGAUCAGGACGGCCGGGAUGGUGACGGAUGUGUCUGCGCUGAAGGACUACCAGAUGGCGCUGGACAAGAUGGCGUACAGGAACGCGCUCAAGAUUGCGAUUCGUCCUUAA
Dioszegia hungarica is the source of this 1026-nucleotide messenger RNA. Its product is annotated as chaperonin 10-like protein. Lineage: Eukaryota; Fungi; Basidiomycota; Tremellomycetes; Tremellales; Bulleribasidiaceae. Gene Ontology annotation, molecular function: oxidoreductase activity; zinc ion binding. The transcript has 7 exons. The record is from RefSeq and is a predicted model, not a curated record. Bases 1 to 1026 code for a protein of 341 amino acids.